This is a messenger RNA of Peromyscus californicus insignis, 1284 nucleotides long. It is a transcript of the gene Txndc9, whose product is annotated as thioredoxin domain containing 9. Gene Ontology annotation, cellular component: cytoplasm. NCBI's taxonomy places the organism in Eukaryota, Metazoa, Chordata, Mammalia, Rodentia, Cricetidae. The transcript has 5 exons. The record is from RefSeq and is a predicted model, not a curated record. Gene Ontology annotation, biological process: microtubule cytoskeleton organization. Bases 155 to 835 code for a protein of 226 amino acids.
UUAACCAAUGAAAAGGAAGAACUGACAGAACCUUCGCCGCCCUUAUCAACUGCUACGAGGCUGAAACCUGCGUGAACCUGAUCGGUAUUCUUGAUCUGCAGCUUCCUCUCUAGUAGCCAUCACCAAUAGUCCAGCAGCAAGACUGUUUAGAAAAAUGGAAGGGAAUGGAUCCAUCGACAUGUUCUCAGAAGUCCUAGAGAACCAGUUCCUCCAGGCCGCUAAGCUCGUGGAAAACCACUUGGACUCUGAAAUUCAGAAACUGGAUCAGAUUGGGGAAGACGAGCUGGAACUCCUCAAAGAAAAGAGACUGGCGGCACUCCGGAAGGCCCAGCAGCAGAAACAAGAAUGGCUUUCUAAAGGACAUGGGGAGUACAGAGAAGUGGCCAGCGAGAGAGACUUCUUUCAAGAAGUCAAGGAGAGUGAAAAGGUGGUUUGCCAUUUCUACAGAGACACCACAUUCAGGUGUAAAAUACUAGACAGACAUUUGGCAAUACUGGCCAAAAAACAUCUUGAAACCAAGUUUUUGAAGCUGAAUGUGGAAAAGGCGCCAUUCCUCUGUGAGAGACUGCGCAUCACAGUCAUCCCCACAUUAGCGCUCCUGAGAGACGGCAAGACACAAGAUUAUGUUGUCGGGUUCACCGACCUAGGCAAUACGGAUGACUUCACUACGGAAACCUUAGAAUGGAGACUUGGCUGUUCCGACGUUAUCAAUUACAGUGGAAAUUUAAUGGAGCCACCAUUUCAGAGCCAAAAGAAAUUUGGGACAAACUUCACAAAGCUGGAAAAGAAAACUAUCCGAGGAAAGAAAUACGAUUCAGAUUCUGAUGAUGACUAGACUGUGCUGUCCUUGUAGACCAUCUGUUUGUCUGUUUACUUCAGAGUUAAGUGUGUUCCUAAAUUCUCCUGAUUUCGGCCCAUUGACCAUCUAUACUCAUAUCCCAACGUUUAUACUGUGUCACUACAUGGAAGAACAUCAUUACUAUUUUGACCAUCAUGUGUAACUUGAAAGAAACAGAUAUUUUAAAUUACCUGGAAAGGGUCUGCAUUCUCUAUUUUUGUGAUUGAUUUUAUCAUAACGUAAUUCUUCUAUCUUUAUACCACUCACUCUUGUGUUUUAAAUCUACUGAAUUAGAAAUAGAAAUUCAGCCAACUAUUCCAGCAUUUAAUGAGUGCUGUCUAUACAAGGGUGGGUAACAUUUCCUGGUGUAGCACAUGCACCUGUCAGUGAAUCCUCACUUCAUUCAUAGAAUGUGUUUCAGGAGAUAUUAAAGCCUUGCUCAUGUA